GGGGAAAUGCCAUUCUUCCAGUCACCUUAUCCUCAAGGUUUCCUUCCCCACCCAUCUCCUCUAUUAUCCCUCCUCUCCCCUCUCCGUCUAUAGAGAAAAAGCUUUCAAUUACUUGGUGAAAUGGCUUCAGCCAACGCAAUCUCCACCGCCUCCUUCCUCCGCUCCUCCCAUCGCCAGCAGGAGAGCCUGUGGAGGAGAGCAAGCCCGGGGCAGAGGCCCAGCGGCAAACGGCAGCUCGUCGUGCGGGCGGUGGCCAAAGACAUCGCCUUCGACCAGAACUCCAGAAGCUCUCUCCAAGCCGGCGUGGAGAAGCUCGCUAAUGCUGUCGGAGUCACCCUCGGCCCUAGAGGGAGGAAUGUCGUGUUGGAUGAGUUUGGGAACCCCAGAGUGGUUAAUGAUGGGGUCACCAUCGCUCGGGCUAUUGAGCUCGCAGAUCCUAUGGAGAAUGCUGGUGCAGCGUUGAUUCGUGAGGUUGCUAGCAAGACAAAUGACUCUGCUGGUGAUGGUACUACGACCGCAUCAGUUCUUGCACAAGAAAUCAUUAACUUGGGUCUGCUGAGUGUUACGUCUGGUGGAAAUCCUGUGUCCAUCAAGAAGGGAAUCGACAAGACUGUACAGGGGCUGGUGGAAGAGCUUGAGAAGAGAGCUCGCCCUGUUAAGGGACAUGGAGAUGUAAAAGCUAUUGCUUCUAUCUCAUCUGGUAAUGAUGAGUUUGUGGGAAGCAUGAUUGCUGAUGCUAUUGAUAAGGUCGGCCCCGAUGGUGUUCUUUCUAUCGAGUCUUCAUCAUCCUUUGAGACUACUAUUGAUGUUGAAGAAGGAAUGGAGAUUGACCGAGGUUAUGUCUCCCCACAAUUUGUCACAAAUCCUGAGAAGUUACUAGUUGAAUUUGAGAAUGCCAAAGUUCUAGUAACUGACCAGAAGAUUUCAACAAUUAAAGAAAUAAUCCCUUUGUUGGAGAAAACCACACAACUGAGAGCUCCGCUUCUCAUCAUUGCUGAGGAUGUAACUGGUGAGGCUUUGGCAACUCUUGUUGUGAAUAAGCUGCGGGGUAUACUUAAUGUUGCUGCAAUCAAGGCUCCUAGUUUUGGUGAGAGGCGGAAGGCUCUUCUUCAAGAUAUUGCCAUUGUGACAGGAGCUGAGUUUCAAGCCAAAGAUCUUGGAUUAUUGGUAGAAAAUGCAUCUGUGGAGCAGCUUGGCACUGCAAGGAAGGUUACCAUCUCUCAAAACUCUACCACCAUUAUUGCAGAUGCAGCAACCAAGGAUGAGAUACAGGCGAGAAUUGCCCAGAUAAAGAAGGAGCUUGCAGAGACAGACUCUAUUUACGAUUCUGAGAAGCUAGCGGAGAGGAUUGCAAAACUCUCUGGUGGUGUGGCAGUUGUCAAGGUCGGUGCUGCAACAGAGACAGAGCUUGAAGACCGCAACCUCAGAAUUGAGGAUGCCAAGAAUGCUACUUUCGCAGCUAUAGAGGAAGGAAUUGUUCCUGGAGGUGGUGCUGCCUAUGUUCAUCUCUCUACCUGUGUUCCUGCCAUAAAGGAUAAGCUUGAAGAUGCAGAUGAGCGCCUUGGUGCUGACAUUGUGCAAAAAGCACUGGUGGCACCUGCUGCCUUGAUAGCACAUAAUGCGGGUGUGGAGGGAGAAGUGGUGGUGGAGAAGAUUAAGGACAGUGAGUGGGAGGUUGGUUACAAUGCGAUGAUUGACAAGUAUGAGAAUCUGUUAGAAGCUGGUGUCAUCGACCCUGCAAAAGUUGCUCGAUGUGCAUUGCAGAAUGCUUCAUCAGUUGCUGGAAUGGUCCUAACAACACAGGCUAUUGUUGUGGAGAAGCCCAAACCAAAGGCACCGGUGGCUGCACAACCUGAGGGUCUUACCAUCUAAGCACUCUACCCUAUUUGGUCUCCAAGAAUUAGGUUAGAUGAAUGAUUCAGAAAUCACAGAUACAAGCGCAGAGUGCAAUUUGAGAAGGGACUGUGUUUUAGCAGCAUUGAUUAUUUGUAGUAUUAUCCCUUCAUCGGGAUUAUCUUUUCCUUGACUCUUAUAUUUUGUGUAAGUUUUGCAUGAAAUGCAGGAUUGGCUGCUGCUAUCUUUCAAGUGUUAUAUGUUAUUCAUGAAGUUUUGAGGUUUUGUUGCCGUUACUUCAAGACUUACCCAUAACUUAUUGUGAAAUGUUCCUAUUCA
Messenger RNA from Phoenix dactylifera (date palm), 2172 nucleotides. Its product is annotated as ruBisCO large subunit-binding protein subunit alpha-like. The record is from RefSeq and is a predicted model, not a curated record. Lineage: Eukaryota; Viridiplantae; Streptophyta; Magnoliopsida; Arecales; Arecaceae. Gene Ontology annotation, molecular function: ATP binding; ATP-dependent protein folding chaperone. Gene Ontology annotation, biological process: protein refolding.